AUGGAACCCUUUCCCCAUCUUCCUCUUCUUACACAUCCAGUCGAUCGAGAGGCUGAGAACCCACACUUCUUCCCGCCAACACCAAGCUCCCGCCCCCUCCCACCGCCCGCUGCCCCGAAGCCCCGCAGCAGCCACAGGGGGAACCAAAGAGACAGAAGCCUUCCCAGCUGCCCGGACCACAGACGCCAACACCCCCCGCCCCCCACCACACGCCGCCCGCCGGCGCCCCGCACGCUAACCCACGACCGAGCGGCGGCGGCAGCAGCGGGCUGCGGGCUGCAGGCUGCGGUGACUCGCACCGGCGCGCUCCUGGCAGCGCUAGCCAUCCCAGGUGACUGGGACUCGCUGGAUCGGCUGGCCCGGGGUCCUCCGCCCCAGCUCGCGCCCCCGGCCCGGGUUCUGGCUCGCGGGAAGGGAGGUCGCGGCAGCGGCCCGGCGGCACCGGCGACCGUGGCGACAGCGGCGACAGUGGCGGCGGCGGUGGCGGCUGCAGCGGCGGCGGAGGCUGCGGCGGCGACCGUGGCAGAGGCGGUGGCAGAGGCCUCCGUGGCGGAGGCGGAAGCAGAGGUGGAGGCCGAGGCCUCAGUAGAGGAGGCAGUGGCGGAGGCCACCCUGGGGGAGGCGGUGGCAGCCCUGGCGGAGGAGGAGGCGGAGGCUGCACUGGCGGCGGCGGCCGUGGCGGUGGUGGAGGCCAGCGAGGCCGAAGCCGCCGCCGCCGCCGCAGCAGAGCCGUAG
Budorcas taxicolor (takin) is the source of this 735-nucleotide messenger RNA. RefSeq lists its product as uncharacterized. The record is from RefSeq and is a predicted model, not a curated record. The coding region runs from base 1 to 735 and encodes 244 amino acids. NCBI's taxonomy places the organism in Eukaryota, Metazoa, Chordata, Mammalia, Artiodactyla, Bovidae. The transcript is spliced from 3 exons.